Messenger RNA from Scutellospora calospora, 377 nucleotides. Lineage: Eukaryota; Fungi; Glomeromycota; Glomeromycetes; Diversisporales; Gigasporaceae. The record is from the annotation of a GenBank genome assembly.
AUUUCUCUGGAUGCCUCACAAUUUCUUUUGCUGAAUCAUCUUAUGAAGAGAAAAUUUUUGCUACUGACUUUGCGGUUAAAAAGUCUUGCAAUCCAGUGAAUAAAUUGUGUUUUGUUCCAAUGAGCAGUCCUUUUGCUGUGACUAAGGCAUUGAAACAACUAUAUACUAAACUUGACAAAGAACAAGACAAUCGAUAUGAUGCUGAAAGGAGGAAAACUACCAUAGCAAAGAAGCUGCUGAAUGAAUUAUUCUUUAUUCGUGACUACACGAUUAAAAGAACAAUGGAGCAAGGAGCUUUUUUUGAUGGUGAUGAUCAAAUAUAUAAUAAAAAAUACAUCCCAACCAUACUUUCUUAUAUGGCUUUAAAUGACAUAUGA